This is a messenger RNA of Penicillium atrosanguineum, 1827 nucleotides long. Its product is annotated as sugar porter family MFS transporter. The transcript has 3 exons. Gene Ontology annotation, molecular function: myo-inositol:proton symporter activity. Gene Ontology annotation, cellular component: membrane. NCBI's taxonomy places the organism in Eukaryota, Fungi, Ascomycota, Eurotiomycetes, Eurotiales, Aspergillaceae. Gene Ontology annotation, biological process: transmembrane transport. Bases 1 to 1827 code for a protein of 608 amino acids. The record is from RefSeq and is a predicted model, not a curated record.
AUGUCUGCCAAACCAGGCAGAGGCGUGUUCGAGGAGCACGAGAACAUCCCCGAGCCCAAGUUUGUGCCUCAGCGCACCUUUGGUACUGCUGCUGAGCGCGCUCGUCGAAACCUCAAUGCUAAACUAUCCAACCCGUUGGCUGGAUAUAGCCAUGCCGAGCUGCGCAAACAGGGUCAUAAGUUUGCGAUCGCACAUGAAAUUGGCGAUGAAUCUGAUAUCCGCGCAUUUGAGCUAGGCGCCGUGCUUGCUCAAAGUCCCGAGCAAUAUGAUCGUGUGCCAGGACUGACGAGCCAGGAGAAGGAGAUUCUGCAUCGCGAGUUUGAGCACCGUUGGUCGCAGCCGUGGAAAAUUACGGAGGAUGAAACUGUAGUAAACGGUGCCCAGAUCUGGUACAAACACCAAUUCGGUAUCGCCGGCGAAGACUCGAGAAGCACCUGGCUAGUUGGUCUGGUCAACGCAGCGCCAUACCUCUGUUGUGCCCUCGUUGGAUGCUGGCUCACGGUUCCAUUCAACCACUGGUUCGGUCGCCGAGGGACAAUAUUCAUAACAUGCUGCUUCUCUGCCAUUGCUUGUCUCUGGCAGGGCUUUGUCUCAACAUGGUGGGGAAUGUUCAUCGCGCGCUUCGCCCUGGGGUUCGGCAUCGGACCCAAAUCAGCGACCGUCCCCAUAUACGCCGCCGAAACAGCACCUCCAGCUAUUCGAGGUGCUCUCGUUAUGCAGUGGCAGAUGUGGACGGCCUUUGGGAUCAUGCUAGGGUAUGCCGCGGACCUGAUUUUCUACCAGGUAUCUGAUACACCUGCUAUCGUCGGCCUCAAUUGGCGUCUCAUGAUGGCAUCGGCCAUGUUUCCGGCCCUGGUGGUCUGCUGCUUCGUCUUUACUUGUCCCGAGUCGCCUCGUUGGUAUAUGAGCAAGAAGCAAUAUUUCCGCGCUUACCAGUCUAUCUGUACCUUGCGUCACCAUAAGAUCCAAGCUGCGCGUGACUUGUACUACAUGCAUGUUCUUCUCGAAGCUGAAUCUACCAUGGUCCUCGGCCAAAAUAAGCUAUUGGAGCUAAUUACAGUCCCGCGUAACCGUCGUGCGAUGAUCGCUUCGGAAUUGGUUAUGUUCAUGCAGCAGUUCUGCGGUGUCAACGUGAUCGCGUACUACUCGAGCGAAAUAUUCCUGGAGGCGAACUUCUCUCCGGCCUCAGCCCUUGCAGCAUCCUUCGGCUGGGGCGUAAUAAAUUGGCUCUUUGCAAUACCCGCAAUCUACACAAUCGACACAUUCGGGCGCCGCAACCUCCUUCUAUCCACAUUCCCUUUAAUGUCCCUGGCAAUGUUUUUCACCGGCUUCUCCUUUUGGAUCCCUGAAACCCUUCACGCUGCCCGAACAGGCUGCAUAGCCUUGGGUAUCUACCUCUUUGGCGUAGUAUAUUCCCCAGGCGAAGGCCCUGUCCCCUUCACCUACUCCGCAGAAGCAUACCCACUCUAUGUCCGCUCCUACGGCAUGGCCCUCGCGACGGCGACAACGUGGUUCUUCAAUUUUGUUCUCGGCGUGACUUGGCCAUCUCUACGAAAUGCCUUCACUGCACAGGGUGGGUUUGCGUGGUAUGCUGGGUGGAAUAUUAUUGGGUGGUGGCUUGUUUUGUUGUUUAUGCCUGAGACUAAGAAUAAGACUCUUGAGGAGCUGGAUCAGGUUUUUUCAGUACCUACACGCUUUCAUGCGCGGUAUGGAUUAAGGCAAAUUCCUUACUUUUUGAAGAGGUAUAUUCUGCGGAGGAAUGUGAGUCCGGAGAUUUUGUAUGAGAAGGAAGAGAUGCGGCCGGGUUCGGAACUUCCUAAUGCUUGA